GGAGUUUUUUUCAGAAACUUAAUUUUAUUGUAAUUGGGAAGGAGUCUCCAUUAUAUAAUUGAGAAAAUCUCUCUUUCCAUCAUUGUUGUAAAUAAGAAAAUUUUGUCCUAUAAUUUUUUUUUAACAAACACUGUAAAUACUCUGUAAGAAAAAGUUUCUCAAUUUCUCCUCUUUACAAAUUUUAAUGUUGAUUUUCAUGCUGUUUCAUGCCAACCACAUGGAACAACCAAGAAGUUUAUUUGUUAAAAAAUUUAGCCUCUGUUUUGCAACAGUUUUCAAGUAACUUUUUAUUUGUUAAAAACUUUAACCUGUUUGGAACUUUGGAAUUUGACAGAAUUUAAUAAAUUUUACAUUCAAAAAUAUAAUUUGAUAUGUUUAAAGUGAAUUGAAGUUAAAGUACCAGAUUUAAAUUCAUUCAUUUAAAAUUCCUUUGUAAUUCUUUGUUAAACCAAACAAAAUAAUUUUUUUUCUGCUCUUUUCUUUUGUCUCCCAGAUCUCACACGUUUCAGAUUGAAAGACCAGCAGUGACUCUGAUGAAGAUUGAGAUCCUCCUUGUUUAAGCACUUAUCAAAAAGACAACCGCCCCAAUUCGAGAGAGAGAUGGAAGACAAGAUUCAACAUUUCAUCCAUGAGCAUCCAUUGUUACUCAAGCAGGUGGACCCUGGCGAGUGCUUGGUAUGCCGGAAUGAAAUCCCUAUUGGAACUAGUGCGUAUUCGUGUCGUGAACACUUUUGCUUUCCAAGUUACAAUAUCCACAUACCAUGCGCCAAAUUGCAACAAGAGAUGGUACACUCCUUUCACCCAAAACACUCCAUCACCUUCCAAAUGACGCUCCCAAAUGCUGCAUCAUCGUCUGUUGUUCAUUCAAGUGCAAUGCCUGUGGGCCGAUCCCUCGCUCCUCUAAUUACUUCCACUGUUACGACUGUGGCUUUAACCUGGACCCUUGUUGUGCUUCACUAAAGCCUACCAAACCAAGAAAUGUCCAAGACCGUCAAAUUCAAACUCAAAUUCAAAGUCUACUUCGCCACCCACAUCCAUUGAUUAUCUGCGAGAACAAAACGAUUUUCAAUUUUCCCUGUUCUGCCUGCAGGCAACCCAUCAAUGGAAAUUGGAUCUGUGUUUGCCUAGAGUGCAACUGCUUGCUGGAUGAAUCAUGCGCCCAAUGGCCUUCCCAGAUCGAUCAUCCUCUGCAUCCACAACACCCGCUCACCCUGCUCGUCCACCACCAUUUUGAUUCUGCUUCUAAUCGGUGCAGCGCUUGUGGGAAGGUGCUGGUGGGCUUUACCUUCCACUGUUCUCACUGUAAUUUUAGCCUCGACCCAUGUUGCGCUUCGUUGAUACCAUUGCCGUUUAGCCAAAAUUCUCAAGUUCAGCUCCAAUUCCAGAUUCAACAGUUAAGCCACCCCCAUCCUUUGAUUCCUUGUGAGAUGAUGAAAAAGGGUUAUACUAUAACUUGCGAUGCUUGCCAGGUUCACUUUGAGAAGGAUUCUUCUGUCGUCUAUCUCUGCCUUGAAUGCAAGUUUUUGCUGCACAAAUCUUGUGCAGAUUUGCCCCUUAAGGUAAAACACUCCUUUUGCCACCAACAACACGCACUCACACUAAUCGAGUAUUCAAUUCGUCAGUUGGAGGAUCCUUUUGUAAAGGAGAAGCCAUAUAUCAGGCCAAUAAGUAGUGGGAAGGCAAAUGACUUCAAAGGUGAACUCAAGUGCCAUGCUUGUACUAAUUAUGCUUCAGGUUUCGCCUAUGUUUGUUGCAACCCCAAGUGUGGAAUCUUCUUUGACAUUAGAUGCCCAGUUUCCAAACCCUGGUUCAUCAAGUCUGAAAUUCACCAGCACCCCAUUCCUUUUUUCAAUGACAGACCGUCCUGGUUGUAUUGCACCGUUUGCAAUAGGAUGAUAAACAUCACCCCUUUCUUCCGAUGUGUGCAGUGCGAAUUCAAUCUUCAUCCCUAUUGUGUUCCAAAAUUGCCACCAACUGCCAAAGAUAAAAUUCAUAGGCAUCCCCUCACUCUCACCGAAUCUCCCAUCAGAGACUAUCCGGAUGAAGAUGUAUACUCAGAGUUCUACUGCGAUGCUUGUGAGGAAAUGAGGUACCUAGAUGAACCUAAUUAUUAUUGUGAAGAAUGCCACUACGUUGCUCAUGUUCAUUGCCUUCUCCCUGAGGUAUUCCCUAUGCUUGAGCUUACAAAUUUGGGGAGACAAAAUUGGACAUGUCCUCUAGUACGGCUUUGAUGAUAGAAGAUAUGGUGGAGGAAGAAGAGGGAGUUGAUGGACAGGAGAGUCAUGCAGGUGCUGAUCAAGUUGACAUGGGAACUAGUUCGUCUGGAAAGGGUUUUCCAAGUGUUUCCAUGGACGAUGAGAUUACGGCAAGAGGGGUUUCUUCGAUGGUAGCAAGCAAAAAAAUGGAAGGGCCAAGAGUUGAUGGAGAUUCUUUUCUUAUUAAACCAGAUAAAGAGAUUGUUGAGCUUCGUUCAAAGGCAGAGUGGCUAGCCAAAAACUAAAGGCAACAAAGAGAAUAAUAAAACAAGUAGAGGAGAGGAGUGCUGGGCUUGUUGCGUCUCCAUCGCCCAAUUAUGAGGAUAGUGAGUGACAACAAUGUUUAGGCUAUGUUCGAUUCAUGAAUUUAGAAAAUGAUUUAAAAAGAGAAAAAGAGAGAAAAUAUGUGUAAAACGUAAGUAAAACAUAAUCGCAUUUCAUUUUUAUUUCCAGCAA
Molecule: messenger RNA, 2711 nt
Organism: Camellia sinensis
Lineage: Eukaryota; Viridiplantae; Streptophyta; Magnoliopsida; Ericales; Theaceae
Source: RefSeq, a predicted model, not a curated record